Molecule: messenger RNA, 1614 nt
Organism: Saccostrea cuccullata (small rock oyster)
Lineage: Eukaryota; Metazoa; Mollusca; Bivalvia; Ostreida; Ostreidae
Product: multiple epidermal growth factor-like domains protein 10
Exons: 11
Molecular function (GO): scavenger receptor activity
Source: RefSeq, a predicted model, not a curated record
AUCUAAAUUUGAUAGAUGGCGCAAUUGUACUUCCUGUAAAUUGAGACUAAGAAUGGCUUUUGUAUAAUAAUGAAUAAGAAGUGGUAUAUCAAUAUCUUAAUAAUUUUUGCCCAUAUAUCCUUCUUAUCUUCUGUGCCUGUUUGUGAGUCUGGUACAUUUGGAUGGCAUUGUAAGUUUCUGUGUCAUUGUGCCGAGGGCAGCUGUGACCCAGUCACCGGGGCCUGUCCCUCAGGAUGUAAACAGAACCGCUACGGCCCUGGAUGUCAGCUCUUAUCGGUUUUCCGUUACUCGUCGGAGGCUCAUGGAUAUCAGGGGAACACAGACAGAACUGGUGAUGGAGAGAAAUGUGUUCCAUGGAACAACACCAUAUUUAUCAAAAUGUAUGGAUUGAAAUCAUCAGAUUUUCCCGAUCAGGCAAUCCCUGGUGCCGUUUGUCGAAAUCCACUGAACUUCAAAAUAAGAAGUGAGGCAUUGGAAGGCAAAGGACCAUGGUGCUUCACCAACUUCAUGGAAAAAAAUGAAUAUUUCGGGUCAUGUAAUAUUCCAUUAAGAGGUUGUGAUUCUGGAAGGUUUGGUGAGAUGUGUGAGUUCGAGUGUCAUUGUAAGAAUGAGGACUCGUGUACUCGUCUAGGGACUUGUCCAUUGGGAUGUCAUCCUGGAUGGCUCAAUACAACCUGUCAAACACCUUGUGAGCCCGGUAACUAUGGAGAUGGUUGUGUGUCCAAGUGUGGAAACUGUAAAUCGGGACCGUGUGAUUUUGAGUCGGGGGACUGUGAUGGAGAGUGUUCAGCAGGCUGGAAGGGGAAACUGUGUAAAACUGGCUGUGCUGAUGGAGAGUAUGGGGAGAAUUGUUUGGAGACCUGUGGGGCGUGUCGCCGACCUCCAUGUGACCUCCGGACCGGUCAGUGUGCGGGGGGAUGUCUGGACGGCUACACAGGAAUUCUCUGUAAAACAGAAUGUGAAGCUGGAUAUUUUGGGACCAACUGUAGCAGGACAUGUGGCCAAUGUAUGACAGGAAGCUGCCAUUUUGUGACAGGGGUGUGCUCAGGUGGAUGUAAGCCUGGUUGGCAGGGGUUCGAAUGCCUGGAAGCUUGUGAUGACUUUACGUUUGGAGAGAACUGUUCCAGUAAGUGUGGGGCGUGUCGCGGUAUGACCCCCUGUGAUAAGGAGACCGGGCUUUGUACUGGGGGGUGUGAGGAGGGAUUUACUGGGGACCUGUGUAUAGAUUUGGUCCCGGUGGAGUUAUCAGACAACACAUCGAUGGGGAGUGUCAUUGGAGGGGUGGUGGCAGUACUGGUCAUUAUAGCCAUCAUCGUAAUCACCGUCAUCGUCAUCAGACGUAGAAAGUUACAGACUCUAACGUUUGGUAAAAAAGGACAAGAUGAAGAGAAGCGACCUGUGGAACUAACGCAGAGUAAAGAAACGGAUCAGCUGAUCGCUAAUGAAUCCUCUAUGUCUGAUCCCCAUGACGACACAGAUCCCAACCUGAAUGAACCAAUUUAUGCCAACGUCAACACCAAGAAACAGAGCAGUCCUAUCAAAGUGGCCGACCUGUUUGAUUACAUCCGAGAAAACAAGAAAAACGAGUGUGAAGGAUUCAAAAAAGAGUUCAAC